Chroicocephalus ridibundus (black-headed gull) is the source of this 1200-nucleotide messenger RNA. It is a transcript of the gene THPO, whose product is annotated as thrombopoietin. The transcript has 5 exons. Gene Ontology annotation, cellular component: extracellular region. NCBI's taxonomy places the organism in Eukaryota, Metazoa, Chordata, Aves, Charadriiformes, Laridae. Gene Ontology annotation, molecular function: cytokine activity; hormone activity. The record is from RefSeq and is a predicted model, not a curated record. The coding region runs from base 187 to 789 and encodes 200 amino acids. Gene Ontology annotation, biological process: positive regulation of ERK1 and ERK2 cascade; positive regulation of hematopoietic stem cell proliferation; cell population proliferation.
CAACAGGAAAUCGCGCUGCCUGGGACGGGCGGCCGUGCCGGAGACGCAGCACCGUGCCGUGCCCUCCCCGGGGCACCCCUGGCCCCCCCAUCCCGGCUGGGCAGCUUGCGGGGAGCCCGCGCCACCGCCGCCCUCCAUGGAAGGGGGACGGGAGCCGGGGAGCAGCCGCUGGCGCCAGGGUGGAAGAUGCAGGACCGAAGCCCCCAGCUGAGCAUGGAGCUGAACAGACUGCUCCUCCUCACAUCCUUCCUCCUGCACGUGGAAGAGGGACACGCCAGCCCCGUGCGGCUGGUCUGCGACAGCAGGCUCAUCCACAAGUACAUCGGGGAGGCCAAGGACAUGGAGAAGACAGUGGGCCAGUGCCAGGCACUGCCCGCACUCGGCUGCCCCGCGGUGCUGCCCUUGGUGAACUUCAGCCUCCAGCAGUGGAAAUGCAAAUCGAGCGAGAGCAAGCGGCGGGAGAUCCUGUGCGACCUGGCCCUGCUGGUGGGUGCCGCGGCGGGGGCCCAGGGCCAGGUCACCCAGGAGUGCGGGGCCAGGCAGCUGGGCCAGCUUUACGAACACGCCAACUCCUUCCUCCUGCUGCUGCAGACCUUUGGCUGGGAGGCAGGGCCCUGGGAGCCAGGCUGCUCCCCGCACUCCGUGGAGCAGACCCACGUCACCAGCAUCUUCCUCACCUACCGGAAGCUGGUGCAGGGCAAGCUGAGCUUCUUCUUCCACAACCUGGCCAAGGACUCGUGCAAGCCGGGCCAGGGGGGUGGCAGAGAGCCCCACUGCGGGGCCCGGUGAGGCUGCGCACAGGGCUCACCCCGGUCCCAGGUCGGAGCGAUCCUGCUGGACACUGAGCUGUGCUCUGGGUGCCCAGGAAGUGCCCACGGGGACAGGGCUGCCUCCUGCUCGUCGAGCCUUUGGUGACCACACGGAAGCAGAGCGCGACACCGGGCGCCAGCGGGCACAGGCUCUGCCGCCGCCCAGGCAGCACCUCUACUGUGAACGCUGUACAAUUAAAGAGCUAUUUUUCUAAUGGGUCGUUCACGUCCUCCUUUUCCCCUGCAGCUGUGGCCCUGGCAGGGGACCACACACCUCCGGGGCCCUCAGUGACAUGCUCCAGGUCUCCCCCCGCGUGCCUGGCUCCCUCCCGCGGCAGCUGCCAGCUCUGCAGGGAACCAGACCCCACUCGGGGAAGCGAGCGGGGAAGCC